Epinephelus moara (kelp grouper) is the source of this 4506-nucleotide messenger RNA. Its product is annotated as oxysterol-binding protein-related protein 10. Gene Ontology annotation, cellular component: intracellular membrane-bounded organelle; membrane; cytosol. The record is from RefSeq and is a predicted model, not a curated record. Lineage: Eukaryota; Metazoa; Chordata; Actinopteri; Perciformes; Serranidae. Gene Ontology annotation, molecular function: cholesterol binding. Bases 318 to 2696 code for a protein of 792 amino acids. The transcript has 13 exons.
CCUUCCUACCAGGAAAACGCUGGAGGAGACCCACAGAGCCUCACAGCCGCGCACUGCAGAGGAGGGAGCAGGACACAAACACCACCGGGGAAUAUGUCCGCUUUCUCACGCACCGAGGGACGCGUAAACCACCGGCGCAGCGCAGUCAAUGCACAUCCACUGCCUCCGCUUUAGUCCAACAGACACACAUCGCCGUGUUUACCACUUAUGCUCUGCUGAAAUCCUCCCUGCUGCUGCUGCUUCUGGUCCAUCCCCGUCCCCUCCUCCCCUCUCUUCCUCCUCCUCCUCCUCCUGCGCUCUGCCGUCCCGUCGCCAGGAUGGACAAGACGCUCUGCAGUCCGCAUCCCGUGACCAACAAAACCAACUCUUCCUCGUCGGACCGCGGGAACUCAUCAACGAGGAAGCCCGGGAGGAGCGGGUCGCACAGCCCGGGCUCCGGCUCUCUGGGCGGCCCGGCCGGAGCAGGAGGCAGCCGGGGAGCUGUGCUGGGGAACAGCAUGAAUCUGCAGCAGCAGCAGCCGCGUAAGAGGCAGCUGGAAGGAGUGCUGAGCAAAUACACCAACCUGAUCCAAGGCUGGCAGAACAGGUACUUUGUGUUGGACCCGGAGCUGGGACAGCUGCAGUAUUUUGUCAACGAGCAUGGGAAGAGCCAGAAGCCCCGGGGGUCCCUCCCCCUGAUUGGUGCCUCGGUAACCCCGAGUGAUGAGGCUCCGCACAUGUUCAUCGUAAACUCUGUCAAUGGGGAGCUAUACAAACUCAGAGCCUCCGACGCCAAGGAGCAGCAGUUCUGGAUCAGUCAGCUCCAAGCGUGUGCCAGGCGCCACUCUGACAGCAGUGCCAAGGUGAGGAAGCUAAAGGGCUCAGAUGAACACCUGAGUGUGGAAAGAGCAGGAGGUCAGGAGGUGCUGGGCUCCUCAUCCUCUGGUAGGACCCGUAGCUUCUCCCUCCUCCCCCACCUAACCCCAUCUUCAUCCCCGGGGUCUCAGAGGCACCUGAGCCACACCGCCUCACCCAGCAACAUCGUCACCAUCACCCACCACAAAUCUCCGGCUGCAGCUCGGCGGGCCAAGAGUCUGUACCCGGGACGUCUGCUGGAGGUCAAAGAGGUGAUGUCCCAAGCCGAGGGCCAACAGAAAAACCUAGUCCAGUCCAUUGACUCUCUGCCCACCAGAGGCCCCCUCUCCUGUCUGGACCAGGACCUGCUGCUGCUCAAAGCCACGUCGGCCGCCACGCUCAGCUGCCUUGGAGAGUGCCUGAACAUCCUCCAGCAGACCCAGAGCCACAGCCAGGCACCACCUCAGUCCCAAGCUUCCCAGUGCAACUACGCCACCCACGGAGCCCCCUCCGAUGGUGUUCCUGUGUGGACUGUACCAAAGUCGCCCUCAGGGGAGCAGUUGAAGAACGGAGGUCUGACUCCUCUGCGAUCAGCCGAGCCCUCACCGGCCCUCAGGAAAAGGAGUCAAUCCCAUGGUGCUGAGCGCCACCAAGGGCUGGAAGACGUCAGCCCCAUUGAAGAGGUGACAGAUACAGAGGACAACGAAGAGGAAGACCUGGGUGUCCUGGACGACCAGCGGAGCAUCAUUCUCCACCUGCUCUCCCAGCUCAAACUGGGCAUGGACCUCACACGGGUGGUGUUGCCGACCUUCAUUUUGGAGAAGCGAUCACUACUGGAGAUGUACGCCAACUUCAUGGCCCACCCUGACAUGUUCCUGUCAAUCACAGCAGGGGCCACAGCUGAGGACCGAAUCGUCCGUUUUGUUGAGUAUUAUCUGACCGCCUUCCACGAGGGGCGGAAAGGUGCUGUGGCCAAGAAGCCCUACAACCCGGUGCUGGGGGAGACCUUCCACUGUUCCUGGGAAGUGCCUCGGGACAAAGUCAAACCUUUGGUGAGAUCAAACCAGGGGUCCUCUUGGGAGCCCAGCAGGGGCCCGAACAACACACAGCAGGGUGCUGAUUCACCAGGAGGCUGCUACAGAGUCCGAUUUGUGGCUGAGCAGGUGUCCCAUCAUCCACCAGUGUCUGGGUUUUACUGUGAGUGCCGGGAGAAGAGGAUGUGCGUCAACGCCCAUGUGUGGACCAAGAGCAAGUUCAUGGGGAUGUCUAUAGGAGUGUCCAUGGUGGGAGAAGGGGUCCUUUGUCUGUUGGAGCACGAUGAGGAGUACGUCUUCACGUUGCCCUGUGCCUACGCCCGCUCCAUCCUCACCGUGCCCUGGGUGGAGCUGGGGGGCAAAGUCUCCAUCAACUGUGUCAAGAGCGGCUACUCUGCCACCGUCACAUUUCACACCAAGCCUUUCUAUGGUGGGAAGGUACACAGAGUGACGGCAGAGGUCAAACACAACCCGACCAACACCAUCGUGUGCAAAGCCCAGGGCGAGUGGAAUGGCACGCUGGAGUUCACCUACAGCAGCGGGGAAACCAAAGUGAUCGACACGGCCAAACUCCCAGUCACCAGGAAGAAGCUGCGGUCUGUGGAGAAACAAGGGAGGACAGAAUCCAGGCGGUUAUGGCAACAUGUCACCAAGUCACUGAAGGAAGGGAACAUCGACGAGGCCACAGAGCACAAACACCGACUGGAGGAGCGACAGAGAGGGGAGGAGAGGCAGAGAGCAGCUGAUAACAAACCCUGGACACCCAAAUACUUCACUAAAGAGGCAGACAGUUGGAUCUACAACAGCCCACUGUGGAAGUCGACCUGACAGCAGAACAGCACUCUCCCCUGAUGGACAGUAACUGACAUUCUUCUUCUCCACACUGAGGUCAGAGGUCAGGAAGUCAAGCGAAGGAAGCCGAGUCCUCCAGAGACCUUCAGAGCUGAGCUAUAGACUCACAGAGUGACACUACGGAGACACAAACAGGAAACAAGCAAGGUGCCAAAGCGAUCUCAACCAAGACGUCGGUUGGAGCUCUUGGGACAAAAGUACAUUUUUAUAUACAGUUAAUAGUAUUACUAUUCAAAGUAGAGUAUUUCUAUUUUUCACCUUGCCAAGGCCUUUUUUGCACACGCACAGUAAUGAAGUUUGCCACUGGUGUUUUACUUCGUAUUUGUUUUUAAUAAUCAGUAUGUUUUCUCAGACAUUGUCGAUGUUUGGUUCCGAGCUUUUAGUUUGUAAUGCAGCGUUAGAAUGAAUCGAUACCAGUUCCCUGUAACACAUAAUACUGUAGCUGUAAAUGAGUUGUUUAUAUGAAGCACUUUUACCAUAGAAAUAAACUGAAUAUUUUAUAUUUAUGGCUUUUACCAAUCAGGGUGGUCUCUAAGAGCUUUAUGGGAAACAAGAACACCUAACCAGAUUUAGAUUUAAAAUGAGAUUUAAAUCCAGAGUUUAACAAAUGUGCGACAUUAGAUUACGUGUUAGUAUAUAUUAUUAUUCAGUACAUUACAGUGAGCUACUAGGAAGUGAAGGUCCUGAUUGUUUUGUCUGCACUAUGAAUGUAUCUGGGCACAUUUUAAUAGUAUGCUACUCUUCCAUCGUGUACUCUUACACAUGCUUUUUGUGUUUACCUUUUGAUUUUCACACGUCGCUCCAUUUAAAGUAUUUCACCCACUGAGUGAGACGCCUCUGCAUAACAGACGCUUUCCAUUACUACCUCUCACAUUCAGCUGUUUCGGCCAUUAGCUACUUCUUCCUACUCCUAAAGAAAGGAAACAAGGGUUUGUUUGUGGCAACAUGCUCCUGGGUCCUCUAAUCUUUUUUGUAUCUGUGCCCCUAAGAUGGCACUUGUGUAAUUAGGCAUCCCCUGCCUCCCGAAGUUAAUGCUUCUCCUUAGGUCGCCCGUAGUGAUGAAUAUGGAUGAGGAGGCUUGCAGAAACACACAAUCAUGUUCUCACAUCUGGGGUUCGCUGGAAGGUUGCCUCUGUGAAGAUGAGAGGAUAAUCUGGCAGAAUAACAAUGACUGGGAGCUGGCAGCACAUAUUCACACACUUGUGGUCAGUUUUCAAACAUAAUGGCUUUUCUAAACAGAUUAACAGUAUAUCCACCUUAUGUCCUUCACUGAAAAUGUAUUUUUUAUGGCCUUAUAUAUUUUUUCACAUAAACUUCUCACUGCUCAUUCAGUACAUAAAUUUCCAGAUAGCAUUUUAAAGCCAGGUGAAUUUACCAGAUGCCUAUUUGUAGCGUAUGUCAUGACCGUACAUGACAUUUACAUGACAGUAUAGAGAACCUGCAGCCAUUUCAACAACUGUUCAACAACACUCGCCUUACAUGAAACCUUUUUUCUUCCUGUUUUUAAAUCCAAAAGGAUCCAGACUCAUUGAAGUAGAGUGAUGGUGACUGAAGGAGGGAUUGUCCAUCAAUAAAGACCUUAUACCUUUCUUUAAUGAAACAUGUGUUGUCAUGAUGUCCUGAAUGUACAUCUCCUAUCAUGUCCUGCAUCAAUGUGAUUAGUCAUGAAUUGUAAACUGCUAUUCCUCGUUCACUCCACAGGUAGAGGACCUAUGCAACAUCUCGUUUGUCAUCACUUCCAUUAAAGCAGGAACUGUCUGAGAUCACUUUCUUUUAAUAAAUGUGC